CAAUACAAUAACAUAAAAUGCUAGCCUGUUGCCGAUGAAAAAAACUCGCUUGUGUGAUUACAACUCCCAAAGAAGUUAGAUUCUCAGUGUACAAAAAGAAUCAUGUUUGGGCAACUUUUGGACUUCCGGGUACAUCACCGCAUGGAAAUGGUGUGUUGUUAUGUUUUUGAGUGUAAGCAUCGCACUGGGGGCGGACAGGUUUGUAGUCUCUACAGGUUUCCGACUAAUGUGAAGGACAGAAAUGAAUGGAUUGACAAAUGCCGACGGGCAGACAGGCCAUAUAACAACAAUGACCGGAUAUGUAGCUGUCAUUUUGUUGAUGGGAAGAAGGAGAAUGGUCCAACCAUCUUCAGCUUCAGUAAAGAUGUUGGCAGCUUUCCAGACCUACCAACCCCAACAAGAGGUAAAAAACGCAAGGUGGAAGAGGCUUUGGAACCAGAAAUUGACGUGCCUGAUACAGCCACUGGCAGCAACCGUGACCAUAGCAUAGUUGACAGCUUACCAACCCCAACAAGGUCUAUUCAAACAGCAUCAACCAGCCCAGAUGUCAAAACUAUUCAAGCGCAGAUAGCCCAGAGCACACUGGGGACACCCGCUGUUUCUAUACCAUCUGAUGCUUUACUCCAGGGGGUGACCACACUUAAGGCAGAACCCAUGGACACUAGUGAAGAUGCAAGCCCGAUGAGCAAUGCCACGUCAUCAAAGCCUGUACAGUCCCCCGCCCCUGCCAAACUUUGCUCAGGAAAAAUGAACAAGGGAAUGGGUGGUGGUCUGCCAACAGCGGAUGGGUCGUUGGGGAACCAGAACAACCCUCUUGGGGUGUUGAACUCGACCCCUGGGCUGACAAGUGGCGAUGGGCUCCAGAUUAGCCCCCAGACAAACCGGGAAACUAAAGAGUGGCACCAGAGCGUCGAACAAGGCCUGAGAAACAUUUUUGUCAAAGACCUAGCUCAGGCUGGAUCUCCCACUCCUGAUCUAGCUGCACUCGAUGCCAGAAAAAUGGUGCUCUUGUUGCUAUAUGCGAGAAAAGUGGAAGGGGACAUGUAUGAAACAGCAAACAGUAAGAAAGAGUAUUACAGUUUGGUUGCUGAGAAGAUCAAUGAGAUACAGAAGGGGGAGGGGCUGGAGAGGAGACUUCAGCGCAGGGAGCAGCAGGCCAGAGAGGGGCCACAAGUACCAGGGGGUGACAGCAGUGCUCUACCUGGACCCAACUCCAGGGUGAGACCGGGCAAGCAGAUGGGUGGGGUCCAUCCACAGCCACCCCCCAGUCAACAAGAUAGUGACAACCUGGCAUCAAUGUCUAAACGGUCCUUUACCGUUAGUGUUGUUACAACCUUGACCUCGCUUUCACCUCCAUCUCCCAAGUUGCAUACUACUAGGAGAACGACAUCAGUGGACAUCAAGAAGGAACUGUCCAGUGUGGACUCCGGGUCAGUGACCACACCCAAGGCAGAGCCCAUGGACACCAGUGAGGAUGCAAAACCCAGCCCGAUGAGCAAUGCCACGUUAUCCACGCCUGUACAGCCCCCCGCCCCUGCCAAACCUUGGUCAAAGAAAAUAUUCAAGCCAGAUGAGCUACGUCAAGCCUUUAUGCCCACAUUGGAGAAACUGAAAGGGCAGGACCAGCUUUGUAAACUGAUGAACCUGUCAACUAUCGAGCGGAAACUGGUCGCUGGUCAGUACAAGGAAACCUGGGAAUAUGUGGAUGACGUCUGGCGCAUGUUUGACAAUGCCUGGGUCUACAACAGGAAGUCGUCCAAGGUGAACGACUACCGCACCAAGUUGUCGGAGGUGUUUGAAGCUGAGAUCAGCAGUGUGAUGCAGUCCCUGGGUUACUGUUGUGGUGUCAGGCAGUUCUUCACUCAACAGGUGCUCUGUUGUUUUGGCAAACAGCAGUGUACCAUAUCACGGGGGCCAUCUACUACUCAUUUCAAAACCGGUACACAUACUGUAAGAAGUGCUACAGCAACCUACAGGGUGAUGAGAUUGAGCUAAUCGAUGACCCCUCGCAACCCUCUGUGAAGGUUCCUAAAAGUCAGUUUGAGAAGAUGAAGAAUGUGCCAGAAAUGGAGUCAUUCGUUGAUUGUGAUGAGUGCGGAAGAAAACUCCAUAAAAUAUGUGUGCUACAUUUUGAACCUAUUUGGAAUGAUGG
Mya arenaria is the source of this 2152-nucleotide messenger RNA. Its product is annotated as histone acetyltransferase p300-like. Gene Ontology annotation, molecular function: protein binding; histone acetyltransferase activity; transcription coactivator activity. The transcript is spliced from 17 exons. Gene Ontology annotation, biological process: positive regulation of transcription by RNA polymerase II. Lineage: Eukaryota; Metazoa; Mollusca; Bivalvia; Myida; Myidae. Bases 103 to 1995 code for a protein of 630 amino acids. The record is from RefSeq and is a predicted model, not a curated record. Gene Ontology annotation, cellular component: transcription regulator complex; histone acetyltransferase complex.